CAAUCGACCAGGAUAUCCACCUCGUGACCUCGAGAACCUUGCAGGAUCGAUGAUUUCCCCUCGCUCGCUCUUCCCAAGCAAGCGCAAUCCUCUCCACUUUUAUCAGAAGAAAAUUCGCGGCAAGAAGAAGAAGGACAAGCUCGGCGCGACGCUCACGGACGAGUCUGUCGCCUCCUCAACGCUCACUGAUGACGACAUCGUCUCCAACCCGUCGCCGGUGGUCGGCCGCCGACUUGACCUCCCUCCGCGCCUCUGGACGAACGACCCGACGCCAAGCGCCGCCGCUCGCGCGUUUCCUCACCUCCCCAUUCAAGAUUGGCCCAAGGACCAUCCCGACUACAUUGUGCCAGUGGAGGACCGCUCCAACAUUGUGGUGAGCGACUUCAAGGAGGUCAGCUGCGAGGCUGAGCUGCUCGAGGUGAUGCGCUGCGCCAGCGGCAUCCGCAUCAUCUCCUCGGGCUGGUCGUGGAACCGCAUGAUUCAGGCGGACCCUGAUGUCCCGGGCGCGUGCAACGUCGUCUUCACGCGCAGCAUGUCGACCCACAUGGAGGUGGAUGUCGCAAACAAGCGCGCGAUCGUUUCCGCCGGACUCCAGAUCGCCGACUUUGUCUGGCAGCUCGAGUGGGACUGCGUGGACCUCGAGUGGCCGGCCAAGGGCCUCUGCUUUACAAAGACGGUCAGCCAGUGCUUUGGCGGCUUCAUCGGCACCAACGUGCACCACUCGUACACACCCACCGCCUUCGACUGGGUCGAGGCGCUCUGGCUGGCGGUGUACAUCGGCGGCGAGCCUCAGAUCGUGCGUGCGUCGCGCAACGAGCGGCGCGACCUGUUUGAGAGCGCCUUUGGCAUCUGCGGCAUCACGGGCAUCAUCGUCAAGGUGGAGCUGCGGCUGAGGCAGACGACCUACUGGGACGUGACGACGUCGCGCCUCCCGCUCACGCGCAGCCGCCCCGCGUGCGGCCGCGCAGCGCCGUGGGACACGGAGCAGAUGAAGGGGCUGCUUUUGCAGAUUACGCAGGACUCGGACGGGCAGCCGCGGCCGACAGUCUCCCCCGUCAACGGCUCAAUGGUCAUCUUUGAGACGGACCAAGGUCGCAACUUUGUCCGCGUCGUCUCGCCCGCCGUGCCAAACGACGAGGGGCAGGCGGAGGCGGGCGGCGAGGUAGCAGCUUCCCCUACGACCGGCUCGCGCAUGUUGAGCUGCCUGCCGGCGUUCUCGAGCUGCCUUCCGUCGCCACCCGCGUGCGUCCCGCGCUGCGUGCCUGCGGUUGCGGCCAAGCUCUCCACUGCGCUGAUCUACGACUUCUUCGCCGGUCAGCUGAAAAAGAACUCGACGACGCCGCAGACCUUCUACGAGGCCAACUCGUGGACGAGCGGGCGUGUCCGGACGGUGCGCAAGUCGGAGGUUGCGAUCUCGGACUCGCUCUUCCACGGCUGGACGCCGGGCGACGCUCCCGGCCUCGACUUCUCGAUGGACGUGCGGCGGUCCGACUGGGAGAAAUACGUGGAGGUGGCGGCGCCGCUCCUCGCCGCCGCGCCCGCGCUGCUGUGCGUGGUCCGGCUCACCCCCAAGGCGUGCGGCAUGCUCCCCGAGUCGAACGCGACCAACGCGACCGAGGAUGCCAUCGUCGUCGAGUUCUUCAUCUCACAGGCGAGGCCGCUCGACUUCGACUGCUGCCUGCCACAGCACCAGUGGCUCGAGCGGCUGCUGGACGCGCUGGACUGCUGCGGCAUCCCGCUGCGCGUCCACCCGGGCAAGGCCCCCUUCGGCUCGGGCUCGAAGGCGGACUGCCUCGUGCGGCGGCCAAUCUUUGCGAACUCGCUCUCUCUCCCUCAGCGGCGGAUGAUUCACAAGCUGUGCUGCGAGUACGACCCGGAGGGCGUCUUCAACCGCGGAAAGGUCAAGAUCGAGGACAUGUACAACCUCCGUUGCGGCGGAAGUCGGGAGGAUCCGUCGCGUUGGCUGGGCGGCGCGUCAGCGUGCGAGUAGGGGGCGCUCGCGCUUUGUGGGGCGGAACAGGCGCUCGGAACACCGGGCCGCGCCCUGCGCGGCGCUCGGGUGUGUGCCGCUAGAGUGAUGCAUGUGCACACCUUUAAUUAAAGCGUGUGUGAGUGUGUGUGUGUGUGUGGACGCGUCCGAUAAAGUUCCGCCGUUCAUGGAGGCAACCGAUGCUCGAGUCGACGUCACUGGGGUGUGUCUCAGUCGGGGUUUUGUAUCACAAGAAUACUCACAAGUGUGCGCGUGUACGUAAA
Molecule: messenger RNA, 2253 nt
Organism: Emiliania huxleyi CCMP1516
Lineage: Eukaryota; Haptophyta; Isochrysidales; Noelaerhabdaceae
Exons: 6
Coding region: 50-1990 (646 amino acids)
Molecular function (GO): FAD binding
Source: RefSeq, a predicted model, not a curated record